This is a messenger RNA of Drosophila busckii, 1526 nucleotides long. RefSeq names its product putative inorganic phosphate cotransporter. NCBI's taxonomy places the organism in Eukaryota, Metazoa, Arthropoda, Insecta, Diptera, Drosophilidae. Gene Ontology annotation, biological process: monoatomic anion transport; transmembrane transport. Gene Ontology annotation, cellular component: plasma membrane. Bases 72 to 1484 code for a protein of 470 amino acids. The transcript has 4 exons. Gene Ontology annotation, molecular function: transmembrane transporter activity. The record is from RefSeq and is a predicted model, not a curated record.
UUCAUUUCGUGCGGUAAUGCAACUUGAAGUAGAAAUUUUAUAUUAAUUAUUUGUUUUGCCAAAAACGCUGCAUGAUGCUAAACAAUCGCCGCUUCGAGCAUGAAGGCUCUGGUUUUGGGGAGCGACAUAAGCAAAUGUUUCUGCUCUUCUGCGGCUUGAUGGUGGCCUUCGCCAUGCGCGUAAAUCUCUCGGUGGCCAUUGUAGCUAUGACAGAAUUUCCGGAGUACAACUGGUCGGAGCAAACCAAGUCGUUGGUCUUGAGCAGCUUCUUCUGGGGCUAUGUGUUCACCCAAGUGCCUGCUGGUCUGUUGGCGCGUAAGUUCGGUCCUAAGAUCACCAUCGGCAUUGGUUUAUCCAUCUGCUCGUUGUUGAAUGUGCUGACGCCACUUUGCGCACGCCUCGGCGGCUGGCAGUGGCUCUGCGCAGUGCGUCUGCUCGAGGGUCUAUGCCAAGGCGUGCUGUAUCCCUCCUACCACACACUGAUCUCCGCUUGGGUGCAGCCGCUAGAACGCGCCUCUUUGGGCACUUAUGCCUAUGUAGGCGCGACCUUUGGCACGAUUAUUAUGCUGGCGACAAGUGGACUGCUUGCCGCUGUUGCGGGCUGGCCAAGCAUCUUUUAUAUUUCUGGCGGUGCUGGCUGUCUUUGGGUAGUGGCUUACUUUAUGCGCGGCGCCAGCUCACCGCAGGAUUCUAGUUGCAUCUCUGAAGCAGAGCGCGCGCUUAUUGAGCUGGCUCAGGCCAAAGAGCUGGCCAUCAAGUCGGAGCAAGCGCAGGACAAGCAGCUGCCCACGCCCUGGCUAAGCUUCUUUGCAUCGCCUGCCUUCUUGGCUCUGAUUGCCACACACAGCGCAUCGACUUGGGGCUUCUGGACGCUGUUAACUCAGAUACCCAGCUAUAUGAAAAAUGUGCUGGACAAAGACAUUAAGGCAAAUGCACUGCUCUCCUCACUUCCCUACGUGGUCAUGCUCAUACUCAGUCUUGUAUUUGUUUGGAUGUCUAAGCUGCUGCAGCGGCAAAAGUCGCUGUCGGUCGUCUUCAGCCGCAAGCUCUUUAAUACAAUUGGUCAGUGGGUGCCCAUGUGCCUGCUCGUUGCCCUAGGCUAUGUGCCCAAGGAUAAGGAGACACUCGCUGUGAUUCUUCUCUGUCUUACAGUGGGUAUAAGUGCAGCCGCCCAACUGGGAUUUGUGAUCAAUCACAUUGAUCUAUCGCCCAACUUUGCUGGCAUCCUCAUGGGCAUCAGCAAUGGAAUUGCCAACGUCAUGAGCAUUGUGGGUCCGCUGCUGGUGGGCUUCAUUGUUACCAAUAAGCACGAUGCCAAUCAAUGGCGCUUGGUGUUCUUCAUAGCCGCUGGCUUCUAUUUUGUGGGCAAUGGUCUCUUUGUCAUCUUUGGGCGUGCCAGCAUUCAGCCCUGGAACGAUGCCAGCUCCAAGCGGCAACGGCAACUUGGAUCUCAGGUGUAUAUGGAGUGCACUGAAAAGUGCUAGUAAAUAAAUAUAAACAAAAUAUACAUACAUUUGUUAUAAAUA